GUCCUGAUUGCCAGGCGCAUCUUUCCAGAGCCCAGAUCUGUUGCUCCAGCUGUUCUCUCACAACACAGGUCAUAAUCUCCUGCAUGGAUUAGCUGCGACCUGAGCACCACACCUCUGUGGGUUGGCAGGUAGAAAAAGACAGCUAAUACCUCUACCUCAACAAACGGUGACCCCGACGUGAUCAGGCCAAAGACGGACCGUGAAGGUUGGCAGUGCACGGCAGGAGGUGAAGGAGCUCCACGCAGGACGGGAGACUCCACGGCGCGCCAUGGAAGCCACAAUUAAGGUACUUAAAAUAUGGGGAAAACAGCAUCAGACUUCUAUGAAGUCGGAGACUUUAAAAGCGAUGCUACAAAGAUUAGUAAAGCUUGGCAUUCUGGCCAAGCCGAUAGAUUGCAUGAAGCCAGAGCUAUGGCCUCAGAUAGAAGCUGAAUUAACGGAACAGGCAAAAUUGGGCAAACCAGAACAUUUGGUGGCUUGGGGUAAAGUAAAUGCAAUGAUGAAAGCCAUCCAAGCCGAACAAGAGGCAUGUACAGAUGCACACAGGGGAUUGCAGGGUCUCUCGGAAGGGACUACGCAGAUCGAGGAGCCUGCAGAUAGUUCCUCUGAGGAGGAAGGUAUCAAGCUACGGGAGGCAUGGCCCACAGAAGGCAAACCCCCUGACAAGGGUAGAGAAGGGGGUAGAAAUAUCACUCCCCCUUCUCCACCCACACCUCCCCCGGUAUAUCCUUGGGGAGCACUGCCAAAAGCGGAGACCGAAGUACAACCGGUUGAUUUAGAGGAGAAAUGGAGAAAGCAAAGGCAACAAUGGAAAGAGGCAAUGGAGGCAGCUCAAAAAGAGCAGGAGAGCAAAAAGCGGCAGCCCCAGCUGGAUCCCCUGCUUGAUUGGCUCCCAGGUGCUCCCGCUCCUUCGGAGGAGGCGGCACCAUGGAACGUGGCAGGGCCUGCUAAACCUUGUCAUACAGAAGAAUUGGGCAAUCCACUUGCCCAUUGGCGAGAGGAAAAAACCCAGGCGGAGUCAGAUGACGAAAAUGAGGGGGAGGGUCUAAAAUACAACCAAAUAGGGAAAGAAGGAACUGUGCCAAAAAGGGAGGAGACAAAAGGAGAGGAAAAGAUAACAAAAUUGUUAGCGCGCCUGACAACAGCAGUGCAAGAACUGGCAGCCACUGCCCAGCAAAACAGAGGUAUGAUCAUGGGCGGGGCUCCUUCCCCUCUUUUACCGGAACCCCCUACUGAUUGGCGCCUCAUAGCGAAAGAGUGUGUGAUGUCAGGCGUAAAGCUUGAACCUGCAGCCAUCCGUGCUUACCCAGACAGGGUGACCCCAAGAGGGCAACAAGAAUGGCAUCCGCUUGAUGCCAAAGCAGUACAAGCAUUAUUUAAAACUGUAAGCGAACACGGACUAGGACAUCCGGAAACGACUUUAUUAUUAGAAACUAUCUUAGCCUUACCACUAAUCCCAGCCGAUGUAAGACAAUUAGCAAAAGCAAUAUUAAAACCAGCUAUGUUCUUGCUAUGGAAGGAAGCAUGGGGAGAUCGUAUUAAUGCCCUUGUACAAGAGGCCGCAGAUCAACACCACCCCUUACAUGGGACUACCUUUGACCGCCUUACAGGACGGGGAGCAUUUUCUACAAUCCCUGCCCAAUUACAACUAUGGCCUGGAGAAUUUAUCGCCACCACUAAGGCUGGUAAAAAGGCUUUCAUGGAUAUAGCUAAAUUAGAAAAGAAGGAACCCUUGGGGACUUCUGUUAAGCAAGGACAGAAUGAACCGUUCUUGCAGUUUGUCAACAGACUCCACGACGCGGUCACAGAAUCAGACUUGCCCGAUAGUGCUAAGGAAGCUGUAAUAAUAGAAUGUAUCAGACAGCAAUCUAACCUGAUAAUCAAAAGUAUUGUAAAAGAUAUUCCUUUGAAUACACCUGUUGCCACCCUCUUACGACAAGUGGUGCAAAAGGAGGCAAUGAUACAUGCCCCAGGCAACAUCCACUUUACAGAAAGACCUGUACCCUGUAGAAAAAACAAUUUCCGUGGCAUUCAUAAAAGAUCUCGUCAGGCAAACCGACAAGGACCACGACCCUCCAGAAGUGGGCCUUGUUGGGUGUGCGGGAAACCAGGUCAUUGGGCACGGGAUUGUUGGUAUAAACAUUCACAGCAGGGAAACAAGAGGGGAGGAGCCAGGAGUGGGGGCAGGCCUCCUCCAAUGCCCAACAGGCAACCCCCACAAAUCAGAGACAACUUUUCCUAUACUCCCCAAGUGACAGUCAAAUAUGCCUGCAGUUGUCCGCGAGAGGGCCUUCCGAGCCAAGAACCGUGGCUCUGGUCUUAGAUUGUAGCGACAAGCCCAUGGUCACCGUUUGGAUAAGCCAGCCUCGCCUGGGAAGAACAGAAGAAAUAGUAGUACAGGCCAUGAUUGAUUCAGGAGGUGAUGUAACAGUAGUGGGCGAGAAAUGGUGGCCAGGACAGUGGGAAACUACAUUUGGGGGAUUUGACAGGUGUCAGAGGAGAAAAACC
Molecule: messenger RNA, 2508 nt
Organism: Athene cunicularia (burrowing owl)
Lineage: Eukaryota; Metazoa; Chordata; Aves; Strigiformes; Strigidae
Exons: 2
Coding region: 269-2323 (684 amino acids)
Biological process (GO): viral process
Molecular function (GO): zinc ion binding; nucleic acid binding
Source: RefSeq, a predicted model, not a curated record